AUGGAUGAGUUUAAAAUGUGUUAUUUUCAUGCCGAUAUGGAGCGACUGGUAAAGCGACACAGAGAGUGGAUAACAUUCCGUGACAAUCGUGGUAGAACCGCGGCAAUGCAUUCUGCAAUUGCCGACAACGUUCGUAAUCUUCAGUUCUUGAUCAGAAAAGGGCUGUCGCUUUGGGAUACGGACAGUGGUGGAGCCACAGCACUACAUUGGGCAACGCAGUGUGCAGCAGCUAAGGUUGUUCGAUUUUUCCUGCAAAGUGGUAAGUCCCCGCGUGGCUUGGCACCAUUUCUCGUGGCUGACAAAGAUGGUGUGACACCAAUUCAUAUUGCAGCUGCUGGAAAUGAUUCGCCAUCACUCGGUCUACCUGUUGAUGCCAAGGAUUCAAGCGGUCUCACUCCUUUAAUGUGUGCUGUUGGAGUUCCCUUUGCACAAGGAGUUGAUGUAUGCCGUCUUCUGGCGCGUCGCAAGGAGAUGUCGAUCUCAGCUCGAAAUCGCGACGGUUUGUCGGCGAUCCACCUAGCAGCGAUCGCAAACAACCUCCCAGUAUUGAAGCUAUUUGCCGAGGAGAUGGGCAAGAGUGUAGAGGAGAUCAAAGACAGAGAAAACCGAUCGUGUCUGAUGUGGGCUGUGUGCGCUGGAAAUGUAGAAGUGAUUGAAUACCUUGUAAGGAAAACGUCGCCAGAUCGACAAGCUAGGGAUAAUCACGGUUUCACAGCGCUGCAUCUGGCGGCCAUGGUUGGAAAUGAAAACAUCUGCAAGGUGCUUGUCAGACAGGGCUGGAACCUCUCAGAACGAGACAAGCUGGACAAUACACCAUUACACUUGGCGGCCGGACGUGGGCACACAGAUGUCGUUCGUUUCCUGGUGACCGCUGGAGCGAACAUGAACGAAAAGGAUGCGAUGGAUCGGACCCCGGUGUACUGGGCAUGUUUCGGCGGUCAGGCGCAUACACUCUACUGCAUGAUCAAAGAGCUUGGAUUCGAGUGGCGUACUACUGAUAAACAUCGCCGGGUUCCGAUCACCGAUGCUCUCGGACAAACUCCACUGCACGCGGCGGCCUUCGCCGGAUUCACGGCUUGCAUCAACGUUCUGCUAAACAUUGAAGCGGAAGAUGAUUGUCUCAUAUCACCGCUAACCGGCUGGAAAGACAAACACGGGGAGACGGCACUGCAUGUCGCAUGCACUCGCGGCAAAAUGGACUGCGUUCUGGCACUUCUGAAGGGUGGAGCAGCUCCAAAUGCCGUCAACGACGCCAAGAAGACAUGCUUGCAAUGUGCGAUCGACAAUAAGCACAGUAAUAUAGCUGAGUAUCUGCGUUCUCAAGGCGCACUUGUUUUCACAGAGCUAAGCGAAACAGCAGCCCGAGUCAUUCAAAGCUGGUGGCGAACAGUAACCAUUCGGGGACGUCUUCGACAAAUACGAAUAUGA
Messenger RNA from Angiostrongylus costaricensis, 1428 nucleotides. NCBI's taxonomy places the organism in Eukaryota, Metazoa, Nematoda, Chromadorea, Rhabditida, Metastrongylidae. The record is from the annotation of a GenBank genome assembly.